AUGGCGACUUUUUCGAUCGUUCUUGCCGGCAUUGCUGCUUUUUUGGCUUAUGUCGUUGGCUUGGCUAUCUAUCGUCUAUACUUCCAUCCUCUAGCGGAGUUUCCAGGCCCCAAACUAGCUGCUCUGACCAAAUGGUACGAAGCAUACUACGAGAUCGUGCUCAACGGCAAAUUCUCAUUCCACAUCGAAGACCUGCACCGCCAGUAUGGCCCCAUCAUCCGCAUCACCCCCUUCGAAAUCCACAUCCAAGACCCUCCCUUCUGGGAAACCCUCUACGCCAAACACCCCAAAUCCAGCAAAUACGCCUGGACCUCCGGGCGCUUCGGCAACAGCAACUCCGUCUUCACCACCAGCUCCCCCACCCUGCACAAGACCCGCCGCGCCCCCCUCAACAACAUGUUCUCCCGUCGCGCAAUCCUCACCUUCGAGCCCGAAGUGCAGAAGAAAUUGGAUAUCUUCUGCAACGGUCUGCGCCGCUUCAAGAAGACGGGGAGUGUGUGUAAGAUUUCUGAGGCGUUUUCGGCGUUUGCGGGAGAUGUGGUGACGCAGUAUUCGUUUGGGUUUGACUAUGAUCAUUUGGGGCUUGAGGGGUUUACGGAUUCGUUUCAUGAUGCGUUUAUGGCUGUUAGUGGGUUUGGACAUGUGGCGUUGCAGUUUCCUUGGAUGCAUGGUUUACUUAAUAGCUUGCCAGAUGAGUGGAAUAAGGCUAUGAAUCCGCCGCUCGCGAAAUUGCUGGACCUGCAGAAAGAUCUCCGGGCGAAGAUUGCUGGAGUGCGGAGGGCUGUCGAAGAAAAUGAGAAGCUGCCUGAGCAUCCGACGGUAUUCCACACGCUCUUGCAGUCGGAGACCUUGCCGGAGCAGGAGAAGUCCGAUCUUCGGCUAGCAGAAGAAGCUCAACUCAUCCUCGGUGCUGGAAUCGAAACAACAGCUUGGGCACUCUGCCAGGCGACCUACUACAUCCUCGCCAACCCAAUGAUCCUCCACAACUUAAAGACCGAGCUCCGCCAAGCCGUCCCAGACGUGACAAAGGCCGACGCAUUCCGAUACGACAACCACAUAGAAAGCCUCCCAUACCUGCGAGGAUGCAUCAAAGAAGCCAUCAGACUAUCGCUCAGCGUAUCUGGACGCAACCCGCGAGUGCUGAACGAGCCCUUGGUCUGGCGCGACUGGGUCAUACCGCCAGGUACACCCAUCUCGAUGACGAUCGCGGACGUUCAUCUGAAUGAUGAUUAUUUUUCAGAGGCCGGGAAGUUCAAACCGGAGCGCUGGAUUGGGGAGGCACCGACAGCGCCCGAUGGGUCGCCGUUGGAGAGGUAUUUUGUGGCAUUUGGGAAAGGGCCUAGACAGUGUCUGGGGAUUAACCUUGCUUACAUGGAGCUGUACCUCAUGCUUGGCAGACUGUUCCGACAGUUUGACCUCGAAUUGUACCAGACCGAUGAGUCGGAUGUCUUACUAGCCCACGAUUGGUUCCUGCCGAGUCCAAAGCUCGACUCGAAGGGUAUUCGUGUGAAAGUGGUCGGUAUAGAGGUAUAG
Molecule: messenger RNA, 1533 nt
Organism: Fulvia fulva
Lineage: Eukaryota; Fungi; Ascomycota; Dothideomycetes; Mycosphaerellales; Mycosphaerellaceae
Product: Cytochrome P450 monooxygenase sdnE
Exons: 4
Coding region: 1-1533 (510 amino acids)
Molecular function (GO): monooxygenase activity; heme binding; iron ion binding
Source: RefSeq, a predicted model, not a curated record